Messenger RNA from Aureobasidium pullulans EXF-150, 1831 nucleotides. RefSeq lists its product as uncharacterized. Gene Ontology annotation, biological process: regulation of DNA-templated transcription. Bases 414 to 1535 code for a protein of 373 amino acids. The transcript is spliced from 3 exons. Gene Ontology annotation, molecular function: DNA binding. NCBI's taxonomy places the organism in Eukaryota, Fungi, Ascomycota, Dothideomycetes, Dothideales, Saccotheciaceae. The record is from RefSeq and is a predicted model, not a curated record.
CAAGCCAUCCCGAUCAAUGCACCGACGAUGAUUUGCGCUUGGUGUCGUUGGCGCAGCCCGCUAGCACAAUCACUGACGGCUCCUAGGGAGGCCCGUUCGAAACGAUGGAGCGUGCUUCCUGUCCAAAAUUAUACAUGAGAGCUGCACCGCCCGUCCAGCACCAGCGGACGAUACAUGUGCUUUCGUACCCGGGAAUCGACUUGCAUCCUCCGCCUCGUGAUCCCAUUCGACUGGUAGUCUGGAAACUCUGCUUUUACUCUUUCAACAUCCGGCAUUCCUCGGAAUCUGCUCUUCUUCACCAUCUGGACCGACUCCCCCAACGACUGUACCUUGUUGCUGGAUACACCAUACUCCAUCGGCUGCUACCCGGUUCAUCAACGACUUGAUCAUAAUUCACCACUCAUAUCGACAACAUGGACGGCGUUACAUUGAUUGACAGUCCUCGACACAGCUUCGGCAUGUAUCAUGAUUCGACUCGUAGAGACGCUCCUGUGCACCAUGCCUCCUACUCUUCGACAUCGUACCCUACUCGUUACCCCUCAUCUCACUCGCCGCCGUACAACAGCGGUGAAAGCAACAAGCCUUCGUUGCCUUCAUUGAGAUCGGUUCUUGGAGAGUCAGGCAUGAGCCCUCCAGCAACUCCUCCCUCUCAAGGUCACUCACUGCAACCUUUGCCAAGGGAGCCAAUCUACGACCAUCAGCCCACCUACAAACCAGCAUCACUCUACCCUAACAAGAGGACACGAACAGACUCGGGAUGGGACGCUCGUACUCCAGAGAGAACUUUCACCGAGACCGCCCCUAAAAACCUUCCUUACAUGCCAACCCGUCAUGAGGACACGAGACCUCGUUCGCAGUAUGACCUGCCCACGCCUUCUAGCCGCAGUCCUGUUAUUCACAGCCACCACGCCUCCCCAGACCUUAGAGUCCAAAGGACCGAUCUGCCAAGGACUUACCCGAGUCCUGCUCUUCCUCGCUCCGAUGUCUAUCCUACUUCGGACCCUAUGUUGACUGCUCGCAAUCGCUCAAGCAUGUAUAGCAAUGCUUCUUCUGUUUCGCAAGACGACGACAUGCGUAGACACUCAGGCUACGGCGAAUAUCAACCUCAACCCUCUCGUGAAAGAUAUGCUGUGGAGCCCCCUCGCCAGUCAUACAUGUCUGUUCCAGCAAACAACAUGCCUCGCGAGGAGUAUCCACCAGUAGCCAGACUUGACGUCCCUCAAGCCUAUGGCAACGCUCCUUACCCUUACUCUCACGCAUUCUUCGUUCCAUCACACUACGAGUACCAGAAUGGAAAGUCCAGGAAGAGAAGCAAUCUUCCCAAGCAGUCGACAGAAAUCAUGAAGCGAUGGUUUGACGAAAACAUGCACAACCCAUACCCCAGUGAAGAACAAAAGAGGCAUUUUGCCGCUGUUGCUGGCAUCAACUUGACACAGGUCAGCAAUUGGUUCAUCAACCACAGAAGGCGAUGCCCUGAGCUUAGAGAGAAGCGCGACAAGAGUCGUGCUGGCAGCCGUGAAGACGAUAUGCAAUGAUCGUCUGAGCAGAGUUGUUUGGAACCGUAUUUUUUCAUUUGUUUCAGCGAAUCUUGUUUUCACACAUUGCACGGAGUUUUUCCUCCCUUGAACAGGGAAGGCAUGGCAGGGCAUGAUACGAAGGGGACUGCAAUAUCGGUGCAUGCUGCCCAAUUGAGGCUAGGGCAGCCUGGGCAUAUAAAAUUGGUCUGGAACACGCAAGGGGAAAACCACAGAUACCCAAAAGGAUUUGACGGCAGCUUUUUACACCCAUCCACAUAUAUACGUCACAUUAUAAUGUCUACAUUCAUACACAC